AUGUAUGAGAAGAACCCCCCCGAAAUGUUUGUCACUCUUGAUGCCUUGAACGUUCUCCUGAAGAAAGUGCAGCCCUCUGAAAAUGGACUUUUGCCCUUUGAUGCCUGCGUAGCGUGGCUCAAAAGCGUCAAGUCCAUUAAGCCCUGGGUGGAGUGGAUCAGUCGGGACAACUACCAGCUUCAGUUCUACCAGAAGAAGAAGAAACUCCUGGAGAGUGUGUUACAUCGCUGGACCUGCACCAACAUUGUCUACAUGUUGAUUGACCACCUGCUGCACAACGAGACACAAAUAGAGGAGAAACUCCUGAGGCUUGUGGUGAAGCAGUUCAUCUUCCUCUGGAAUCGCCUCUACGCAACCCCGGGCUUUGAGCCGGAGAAGACUUUUGAUUUGGUGACGAAAGUGCUGAAGAAAUGCAACGAGAAUGCCGAUGUUGUGUACCUGGUGAAAGGUGUGAAGGAAUGCAAGAGCUGCCUGCGGGAGAUCACUGAGCCGGCGGAGCUGCCCUGCAGCCACAUCUUCUGCACUCGCUGCAUCCAGGAGUGGACGAAGAAGCAGUGUAAGAUCUGCAAGGAGGAAUUCCCGGAGGAUUACACACCCACGGCUUCAGAGGCCACAAGGGAAGCUGUCGCCUGUCACAACAAAUUCAGGAGGAAAUGCAAUUCCUUCUUUGUUGAGUUCAUCACCAUGUACUUUUUGGGAGACAGAGAGGCACCGUCUGCCGAAAUCAUUCAGCGACUGAUACAGUUUGUGGCUUGCAAACCCAACCCCGAGCAUCAGUCGGGGAAAAGGGUGUACAAGCCGAAAAGCGAGUUGUCGCCCUUCGAAGAGUGCAUGGACACCAGUCCUACCAUCCAGUCCUCCCUCCUGAAGCUGCUGCUGCGAUGCGGGUUCAACAACAUCAAGGUUCACUUGGAAGAAUACCUGUCCCAGAUGGAGGAAAAGAUAAUAUCCAACCAAAGUAACAUGGACCAUUUCUACUUCAUGGUGGUGCACUGUCUGGAGGAUUUUAUGUACCCUUCUUCCGAAGAAGACGUCAGCCAGCUUGCUGAAAACUGCCUUUCCACCGCAGACCUAUCUGCUUUCUGCAAGCCCGAGGUCUCAAGGAUUAACACCCUCCAGUUCAUCGCCCAGCUCCGGCUCUCCAUCAGCUACGUGGCCACCGUGCUUGGCAGACGGAUGCUUUCCGAUCCCAACGAACCCGCUGCCGAGGGGAAUGAGAAAGAGCAAGACGUGGUGAAUGCAAUGAAGAAGCUGGUUGCGAAGGCUCCGACUCCGUGGCCUCAGGUCUUCCUCAUUAGAAAUCUCUGUGACAUCUAUGGGCUCACCUCUAUGUGGAAGAUCCUCCAGGCGGAGAAGUGGAUUUUACCCCAAGGGGUAGAAAUUUCGCAGGAUAGAAGCGCCUGGUCGAAUACAACGCUGAUGUUUUCGGUGCUGGACAAAGCACAAAACCAGCUAAAAAGCAAAGAUUCCACAGAAAACCAGAGCUUGACUUCUGUCAUGAGACAAAUGGAGAACGUCCUCCGGCUGCCCUCCGUCCCAGAUGAGCUGCUGGAAGACAAACUGAAGAAAAUCAUGGAUGCUUUGGGUGACAGUGAAGACCCAGGCCUGCUGGAGGUGGUCUUCCACACUGCGCUCACUCUGGCCUUGUUCCCGAGCCACAUCACUCACCUCCUCAAGAACAUCUGCUUCAAGCCUGACGUGGUGAAGGGGUCCUACCUUCCCACCAUGCCUGGAGACCUGCUUUUUGCUGAGGAGAACUGGAAAAUUGGUGGGACGGAUAAGAUUUGGACUUGUCAGUGUGGCUCGUACUGGAUUGUCACCGGCUGUGGGCUUCCCAUGGAAGUAAAGAAAUGCAAGUGUGGCGCUGCCGUUGGGGGAACUAACCACAAACCUGAGACAGGCUUCAUGCAGAAGGAAAUCACCGAGGAUAAAACGGAGAAAGGGUACAUCCUGGAGAGCCCUCACUUGCGGAGAAACGAGGUGGAGAGGUGCCUGUCGCCUGCCUGCGUCGGUCUUGCGAGAGCUCUGCUCCAUUCAUCCCUCCUGCUGGGGAUCUACGCUGACAAACAGGCAAUUCAAGACCUGAUGAAAGAGGAACCGGAGGAUGUGGAAGCGUUCUUCUGGGGCCACCUUCGCAAAGACGUGGCGUGCCUGGCAGAAGCGCUCAGCAGGAACACGGAAGAUGCCGUGUUGACUGUCCAUCUGUUUCUACAGCACCUGAGCAACGACAACCCAGCAGAUGACGGCAUAGCCUUGAGCAUCCUGCAUGAGAAAAAGGACCGAGAAGAAUGGGAAACCUCCUUCAAAGCCCUGGCGCAGCCCUUCUUCCAGGAAUUGGAGCAGAGCCUUAAUUCUGUCAAGGAGCAGAGGAUGAACGAAGGUCCCCAUGGCUCUAGCCUCCUCCUGAAAAUAGCUUACGGCCAGACACCACCUUUCCAAGACCUGCCGAGGCAGGGGUUGAUCAACCAGCCCUGCAUGUGGAGAUUUGAACAGAAGAUGACCAUCCAGACCCUGAUGCAUUUCCUGCAGCAGGAAGAUGGAGAAGGCACUGGAAAUCCAUACCCCAUUCUGCUGGAGCUCCUGUCGAAGCUCGAGAACAUCCGACAUGUCCGACACCUGCCCGACAUUUUCCGUCUCCAGAAUGCCCUGAUCCACUUCUUCCAAAACAGCCAUAAAGGGGAAAACUACACAGUCCAGCAAUUCCUGGAGCAGCCUGAACUUUCAGAGGACCAGCGUUUGGCUUUCAGCAGAGCUAUAGAGACGAUCCGGAAAGUUUGGAGCAAUAUUAAGAUGAAUCCAUCCAGUUCAGGCAUCACUGUCCUGCCGGAUCUCUCGCCGAACGACAUCAACACCAACACUGCUGUCCUUCACCUCCUCCCCACCCAACCGUCCAUCAGUCACCUGGUGACCACGUUCCUCAUACAGCUGCAAAACAGCUGCGUUGACACGGCCGCGCGGGUCACCAGGGAGAGGCAACGGUCCAUCUCCGCAGAAGAGGUGAAGCCUUCCUCCGUGCUGGCCGUAACCAAGAGCGAUCUGGUGACCAUGGCGCUCGCCAACUUGCAGUACGAGAUAGACGAAGACGGCACCAAGACGACCUACUUCGACUUCCAGAUGCUGCAGCGGCAAGUGGUUCAUCGCUUCAUCAGCGGGAAGCCCAUCAUCAAGGCUCAGACAGCUCCAUCCAUUGCCCUCAACAACGUGAGGACCCUCCAGGCCACCAAGACGAAAGUCAGGGACCAACUGCCCCAGGAGCUGCUCAGCAUCAACCAGCAGAAGCGCAUCAUGGAAGAGGCCCGCUCAGUCAACGCCCUCUCCAAGGCCUUGGCCACCGUGAAGGUGGCUGCUGAGUUCCUGGCAGUGACGGGUGGUGACCCGGAGCGCCCGCUGCCCGAGUACGUCCGGCAGGAGCUGAGGAUGGACGCCGGCGCAAAGCAGUUCCAGGAUGUGCCGGUGGUGCCCAACACCCGGCUGAAGCACAUCCUGUCACUGUGGCAGGUCCUGGCGGCUCGCAGGUCCAUGCUGUUGGUACAGAUGAACCAGGAUCCCUUCUGCCUGGUACCCAAGCAGUUCCAAGGGCAGCUGAAGGCAGAUGAGGCAAAGGCCCUGGCCUCUGUGUUGUCCAACACCAACCUCGACCUCUUCCUCAUUGAGCUGCACGAGAUGAUCACGGUGGCACUGUCUGGAUUUCAGCCCGAAUAUAACCUGAAGUGUGCCUUUAAGUUCUUCCUGGAAGACAACCACGUCCCCGCCACCUCUGUGGCCACCCUCACGGAUGCCCUGGACCCAGACAUUCCCAUCAGGAACAUCCUUUCCGUCUGGAGGACGGCUGCGAAGACCAGCCAGAUCAACGUCCCUGCCUACAGCCAGGAGAGGCCAGCCCAAGGCAGCCAUUAGCCCCCUUCUCGCAAUGACCCCGUUGGUGGCUUGUCCCCAUAGGCACAGAGGAAACGUCUACCCCUAAUUCCAGCUCUGAGGGCAACACAUGACCUGCAUGUGGGCUCCUGGAGCAGCUCAAGCCUCCAAACCCCCAAAAUCCUGCUCCCCCACUGCCUGAACCCGGGUGAGAAGCUCUCACCUGGACCCACCACUGCCCCCUCGGGGACCCCAAGCGUCCCUCCAACCCUGCCAAGCCACAGCAAGAACCUGGAGAGCAUCCCCAUGGACACGUCCCCAGCGCCGCUACCCCUGCCCUCAGUUGGCCAACUCUGCCCCCCAGCAGCCCCCAAAGAGGGUCUGAGGAGCUGGAGCCCCUCUACCACCCCAGUGUUGGCCAAGGGGUGCUUCUGUGUGUCCCUAUGCCCAUCGUCAGUGGCCUCUGUCCUGCCUUGUCCCUCCUCUCCCUUCCUGCUUCAUUAAAUG
Messenger RNA from Gymnogyps californianus (California condor), 4362 nucleotides. Its product is annotated as E3 ubiquitin-protein ligase rnf213-alpha-like. Bases 1 to 3897 code for a protein of 1298 amino acids. The transcript has 28 exons. Lineage: Eukaryota; Metazoa; Chordata; Aves; Accipitriformes; Cathartidae. Gene Ontology annotation, molecular function: ubiquitin-protein transferase activity; ATP hydrolysis activity; metal ion binding. The record is from RefSeq and is a predicted model, not a curated record.